AUGUUAGCAGGUAAAAAAACUAAAUCUAGCUUAAGAAAAAAACAAAGGAAAGCUAUGUUUACUGCUGUUGGAAAGGAUAGACUUAAGAGAAUGAGUAGUCAUCUUUCUGACGAUUUAAGAAGUGAAUAUGGAUUUAGAUCAUUUCCAGUUGCUGUCGGUGAUAUUGUCAAAGUUCAUUCAGGACCCUUUAGAGGAAAGGAAGGACAGGUUAUGGAAGUAAUUUUAAAAAAAUAUAGAAUUACUAUUGAAGGUUGUUUAGAAGAAAAUGAAAAAAAAGAAAAUGUUCCAGCUUUUAUACAUCCAUGCAAUGUUACUUUAGUAAAAUUUAAUUUAGAUAAUGGAAGAGAUAAAAAAUUAGAACUGAAAAAAGAAGCCAGAAUUAAGCACAUUGAAAGAAUGCAUAAAGAAGUUGAAUAA
This is a messenger RNA of Vairimorpha ceranae, 417 nucleotides long. Its product is annotated as 50s ribosomal protein l24p. Gene Ontology annotation, biological process: ribosomal large subunit biogenesis; cytoplasmic translation. Gene Ontology annotation, molecular function: RNA binding; structural constituent of ribosome. Gene Ontology annotation, cellular component: cytosolic large ribosomal subunit. Bases 1 to 417 code for a protein of 138 amino acids. Lineage: Eukaryota; Fungi; Microsporidia; Nosematidae. The transcript has a single exon. The record is from RefSeq and is a predicted model, not a curated record.